Myxozyma melibiosi is the source of this 2057-nucleotide messenger RNA. RefSeq lists its product as uncharacterized. Bases 375 to 1832 code for a protein of 485 amino acids. The transcript has a single exon. The record is from RefSeq and is a predicted model, not a curated record. NCBI's taxonomy places the organism in Eukaryota, Fungi, Ascomycota, Lipomycetes, Lipomycetales, Lipomycetaceae.
CUCCAACACUCGACCACGAGGCCUCCUCUCCAACACUCGACCACGAGGCCUCCUCUCCAACCCCGAGCAUCAUCAGCAGACCUCGCGGCGUCGACGACAGCCAAAGCCCGUUCGCCGCUCAUCCCGAACCCCAUCGCGGCUGCUCUGCUCCUCCGCCUUUGUCUCUGCUUCCGCUGCUCGGAUCCGUCUCGCUUGGUCCUGCACUGCCGCAGCUGCGCCUCUCCACGGGGCCAAUUACGUCACACUCAAACCGGGAGCCGAGAAGCAAUAAAGCCAGCCAGCUGCUCACUUGGCAUCCUCCUCCAUCGGUUCUUUCUCCUUUCUUCCAUCUUCUUUUCUUAUUACAGCCUCUUCUACUCUCAUCCACUUCUACAAUGGGUCUCGCUGCUAAACUCGCAGCCUCUGGACCUCCCGUCGGCGCUGCUCCCACCGCUACUGCCGCUGCCGUCCCUCCCGCUGGUUCCUACCCCUCCGCUGCCGCUCCCGGCGGUCUUCCCCCCAAGCCCGCGCAAUCGCCUUACGGCCAGCAGCCCGCCCAGCAGGUGCCCUACGGGACCAAGCCCGGCGCUACUUCUUCGCCCUACGGCCAGCCCCAGAGCCCCUACGGCGCUCCGCAGCAGUCACCGUACGGCCAACCACAAUCACAGCAGCAAUCACCGUACGGCCAGCAGGGUCAGCAGCAGCAGUAUGGUGCUCCUCAGGGACAAUACGGUGCUCCACAAGGGCAGUACGGCGCGCCUCAGGGACAGUAUGGCGCUCCUCAGAAUCAGUACGGCGCUCCUCAGGGACAAUACGGUGCUCCACAAGGGCAGUACGGCGCCCCUGCUCAAGGUGCAUAUGGCGCUCCCCAGGGACAGUAUGGUGCUCCUCAGGGACAAUACGGUGCUCCACAAGGGCAGUACGGCGCCCCUGCUCAAGGUGCAUAUGGCGCUCCGGCAGCUGCUGCCGGUGCUGCCGGUGCUGCCGGUGCUGCCGGUGCUGCUGGAGGAUCGGGCAACUACCUCAGUCUACUGCAGAAAGCCGUUCAGGAGAACCAGCUUCAGGCGUUCUACCCUCCCGGCUCGCUAGAGCAGAUCGCGGCGCGCAUCGGGGGCCAGCUGCAGCAGAUCGCGCAGCUCUGGCGUCUGCCGAUGGAGAUUGCGGUCGAUCUCGUGCGUCUGGCGCUUUACGACAUUGUUCUCUUUGUCGAUGACUCGGGAUCGAUGGCCUUUGAGGAGAACGGUGAGCGGAUAGACGAUCUCAAGCUGAUUCUCGCUCGCGUCGCCUAUGCUGCCUCGCUCUUCGACCAGGACGGAAUCGAGGUCAGAUUCAUGAACAGUCAAACCCAGGGCAACGGCGUCAACUCCGAGCAGGCCGCCUCGCAGCUCGUCUCGCAGGUUCGCUUCGCCGGCCUGACACCGCUCGGCACAAACCUGAACAAGAAAGUCAUCGAGCCACUAGUCAUCGGACCCGCUCGUAACGGCCAGAUGAAGAAACCCGUCCUGGUGAUCGCGAUCACCGACGGUCAGCCCGCAGGCGAGGAUUCCAAGACCGUCUUCCGCGUGAUCAGAGGCGCGAAGCAAGCCGUCGCGCAGUCGCGCUACGGACCGGGCGCUGUCGCGUUCCAGUUCGCGCAGGUCGGUAACGAUCUCAAGGCGCGCGAGUUCCUUGGCGCGCUCGAUACCGAUCGCGAGGUCGGUAACCUUGUCGACUGUACGUCGAACUUUGAGUCUGAGCAGGACGAGAUGGCGCGUUUGGGCGUGAACCUCACGCCUGAGACGUGGCUUGUCAAGUUGCUGAUGGGCGCUAUCGAUCGGUCUUACGAUACUCAGGACGAGCAGGGAGGACGUUGAUUUCUAUAUCUUGUAAAAAAAGACGAGAGUCUGCUAGGGUUUAUCUGGUUAAUAUGGAUAUGCUUUGUUUUGUUUCUUUUGCCAUAGUAUAGUAUUUUUGUAUGCGUGACUAUAAUUGUAAUCCAAUAGUAAUAUAUCAGCAUAAUAGACGAUUACUUGCUGACGCUGAGUUCUAGAGCGUCGGUGUAGUCCGCGGCAGAAGAAGGUAACAGGUGGUCUCAAGCU